Messenger RNA from Platichthys flesus (European flounder), 2966 nucleotides. RefSeq names its product NAD kinase 2, mitochondrial (gene nadk2). The transcript is spliced from 12 exons. The record is from RefSeq and is a predicted model, not a curated record. The coding region runs from base 491 to 1831 and encodes 446 amino acids. NCBI's taxonomy places the organism in Eukaryota, Metazoa, Chordata, Actinopteri, Pleuronectiformes, Pleuronectidae. Gene Ontology annotation, cellular component: mitochondrion. Gene Ontology annotation, molecular function: NAD+ kinase activity. Gene Ontology annotation, biological process: NAD+ metabolic process; NADP+ biosynthetic process.
CGUCGUAUUCACGAUCAUUGCUUCGCUCGGUCCGCGCGUGUGAAGAGUCGAGUCCUCGCGGAGAGAGACGGAGCCUCGGUGUUUCCUGAGCGGUGACAGCGGCCGCAGGGCGUGGUAGGCGGCUGCUCACUCGGGACCUGUGGGCGAGCUGCUGGCUGCUUUCAGCUCUGAAACCUCGGCAGGUCAACGGUCCGAGCGUCUGACAGGUGACACCGAGAGGGUUACCUCCCCAGUUACUUAGUUAGUUAGUGAGUCAGUUAGUUAGUUAAUCAGUUAGUUAGUAAGUUAGAGAACCAGUUAAACUCCCGCUGCAGGCGAGACUCCACCCGGGGACGGACCUCCCCCAGCGGGUCACCUCGGAGCCGGGGAGGGGCUCUGGAGGAGCACGGUGACCUUCCAGCAGCUGGACACCGAACGGACCAGAACUGACCCCUGACAUGUCGGUGCCCAGCCGGGACCAGCGCCCGUGAGCGGACACCUUGUGGACCUCAUGCCCGUCGGGAUGGCUCGUCGCUCGGCGGUGAGCCUGAUGGGACUCGGGGCUCGGACCGUCGGACAGCUGCUGUCCGGAGGCUCCGCUCGGCUCCUCCGCACCUCAGCCGCCCACCCUUCACCCUCACCCGGGUUCAAGCCGGAGAAAGUGGCGGUGGUGACGAAGACCACCCGGUACGAGUUCGAGCAGCAGCGGUACCAGUACGCGGGUCUGUCCGAGGAGGACCUGACACAGCUGCUGGCGAUGAAGGGCUCCAGCUACACUGGCCUGCAGGAGAGACACAACAUCCACACCAACAACGUGGAGCACAUUGUGAAGAGCCUCCGGAAGGAGGGAAUGGACGUGCGAGUGGUGAAGAGAGGAGAGUACGAUGAGGAGGUCGUUCGAUGGGCCGACGCCAUCAUCUCAGCUGGAGGUGAUGGGACAAUGCUACUGGUGGCCAGUAAGGUUCUGAGCAAGGACAAACCAGUGGUGGGAGUCAACACUGACCCUGAGAGGUCAGAAGGUCACCUGUGUCUGCCUGUCCGAUUCACUCGGGCCUUCCCAGAGGCUCUGGAGAAACUCUGUCGUGGUGAGUUCAGGUGGCUCUGGCGUCAGAGGAUCCGUGUGCACCUGGAAGGAACCGGAAUCAAUCCCACGCCGCUGGACCUGCACGAGCAGCAGCUGAGCCUGGAGCAGCACAGCCGGGCCCACCGCACCGCCAUGGAGGGACAGCACAUUUUCUCAGAGACAGGAUCCCUGCACCAGAGCUCCUCCAAGCCCAGUCUGCUCCCCAUCAGAAGCCUGAACGAGAUCUUCAUUGGAGAGUCUCUGUCCUCCAGGUCGAAGUUAAAACCCGUCAAACACCGUGUUAACCUCUUGCUCCAUAGGGCUUCCUACUAUGAGAUCUCUGUGGACGACGGCCCGUGGGAGAAGCAGAAGAGCUCAGGCCUCAGCAUCUGCACAGGAACCGGAUCCAAAGCCUGGUCGUACAACAUCAACAAACUGACUGAACAGGCUGUGGAGGAGCUUCUAACGAUCGGAAAGUCUCUCUCAGGUCUCGAUAUCCCACUUAAUCGAGAAUUCUUGGAAAAGGUCACUGACGGAUACAACGAGUCGCUGGUGUUCGGGCCGGACGACAGGCGCUUGUUCUACAGCAUCAGGGAGCCCAUCGUCAACCGGGUGUUCUCCAGCAGCCGCCAGAGAGGCUUCGCUCACAAGGUGUGCGUCCGCUCCCGCUGCUGGGACGCCUGCAUGGUCGUGGACGGAGGGACAUCGUUCGAGUUCAAUGACGGCGCCAUCGCUACAAUCAGCAUGAGCGAGGAGGACCAGCUCCGGACCGUGGUUCUGGAAAACUGAGCCGUGUUAGAACAGGUGCCGCCUGGCCACCAGGUCAAAGGUCAAAGGGUAGAACCGGGUUUUAGCUUUUAGCUCCACACGUGUUUCUAUUUUUAUACCUGACGAGGUAUCAAUGUUUCUAAUGUGCGAUUUUGGCUUUUUCUCCAAAUCAGAUAAAUUGAAGUCGUUUUUUUCCCCUUAAGAUUUAAUAAAAUCAACCAGUCAGGAUGCAAUCGAUGAUUCAUCGUGCAGAGACGAGCGGCUUCUUCACAAAUGACUAAACUAAGAUCUGUCCAGAGACUCGGAGGAGAUGAAAGUGGACGAGCAGCGAGACGUGAAGACGCUGAUCAGAGACCAGCCAGCCUCUCCUCCUGAAACAGAUCUUUAGAAAGAAGUCGCAAACACUGAACUGGACUUUUUGAUUAAUGUGGAUUUUUUGAUGCCGAUUAUUUUAUCUGAUCUGAUUUUUUUUUUUUUUCUUCAAACCAAAUACAACCAGACACGUAGAUCCAGAACUCAGAAAAAAUAAAAUGCAAAUGUAAAAUAUGAUAUUGAAGUCUGUGGUAGAAUCAUCGGAUAAAUGACGUAGAGAAUAAUUUCCUUUAUAGAUCCCAUAUUUUCCAAUAUCAGUAUUUUGACGAGUUGGAAAUGGUGAAUUUCUUUGGGACCAUUUCCUGCAGCGGAUGAAUCCACAUCACUUAGUUUUUACCAGAGAAGAAAGAUCAGAUGAAUUAUGUGAAGUGAGAAGCUCAGUGGUUGAUUGUUAAGUUUGUUAUUGACCCAAGAUAUUUUUGGAAUAAAGAGUUUAUAGGAUUUAUAUUUUUUAGCUGUGGGUGCUGAAAAGAAAAAGCAUUAAAUGCACUAAAAACUGAGAUUUGGGCUUUUUCUACAUUUUUAGGUCAAAAGUUUGUCUUGAAAACUUCAAACUAGAAAAAAGAUUUUGGGAAUGUUAUUGAAACGGCUCCGUGUUCCUGGAGCCAUCGAAUAUGACCAGAGCACAAACACGGCUGAACGUGAAGACACUAAAUAGUUUGAGUUGUGUGUUGAGCCGGUUUGGGGAGUUGGGUCUAAACCUGUCAUGUCACUGAUGCAUCUUGUGACACGUGAGGUCGACGCCUGUGUCUUGAACAAAAUGAUCAUUAAAUUGUUAAAUGCA